This is a messenger RNA of Mus caroli (Ryukyu mouse), 2971 nucleotides long. RefSeq names its product asteroid structure-specific endonuclease 1 (gene Aste1). NCBI's taxonomy places the organism in Eukaryota, Metazoa, Chordata, Mammalia, Rodentia, Muridae. The record is from RefSeq and is a predicted model, not a curated record.
CCCUAUGAGGCGGGGUGAAGCGAGCAGGACGAGGAGGCGGCCGCUAGUGUGAGAGGAAUGGCUCAGCCUCUCACACCAAGUUCCCACCAUCCGGCCCGAAAGCAUUUUCUCCUCCAGGAAGAGCCCUCAGCUUCUCGGAGCCAGGCUUCCCAGUGACGUUGUUCGCAGCACUUCCUGUUUCCGCUCGCGGUCUUCCACGCACCCGCCGGUCUGCUGUUUCUCCCCGGGCUCCUAACUGCUGCUGCUGGUGAAGUGAGCCGGCGGCCGGGCGGAAGCAGCAGGCGGGUCCGGAGGGCAGGAGCAGGUUGAGGUAGGAAGAUCGGUGGUUGAGGAAUUAGAUCCUACCUUUUCCUGCCCUUUGCUUGCAUUCCUCGAGCUACUUCGCUCAAGGUCAAGUCAAUAGUUUAAAGUGAGUUCGCAGAAACCACAUGACAAACCGGGAAAGACAUGACGAUUCAGAAUUAAAAGUGUUGAGAUGUUGGCCGAGGUGGAUCUGAGGAAUUUCUGUCGAUCAUCAUGGGUAUCCGGGGACUAAUGAGCUUUGUGGAAGAUUAUAGUAAUGAAUUCUUCGUUGAUUUGAAAUUGCGGAACACAAAACUUAUCAUUGAUGGCUAUUCUCUCUUCCACCGGCUUUGUUUCAAUUCUGACUUGGAGCUCAGGUAUGGAGGAGACUAUGAUUUAUUCGCAGAUGUUGUACAGAAAUUCUUUGAAUCACUGUUUGCGUGCCAUAUUUGUCCAUAUGUUGUAUUAGAUGGAGGAUGUGACAUUUCAAAUAAAAAGCUGACAACUUUGAAGGAUCGAGCUAAAGAGAAGAUCCAAGCGGCCCGUUCUCUUUCGCUUGGUGGGGGUGGGAACGUGUGCCCCUUACUCAUCCGAGAAGUGUUCAUACAGGUUUUGAUCAGGCUUGAGGUAUGUUUCGUGCAGAGCUUUUCAGAAGCAGAUCGGGACAUUGUGACACUUGCCAAUCAUUGGAAUUGUCCUGUGCUGUCAUCAGAUAGUGACUUCUGCAUUUUUGACUUGAGAAGUGGGUUUUGCUCACUGAAUAGCUUCCAGUGGAGAAAUCUGAACACUAUUAAGGAUACACAAGAUUACUACAUUCCCGCCAGAAGCUUUUCCCUCGAUGCAUUCUGCCAUUACUUCAACAACAUGAACAAAGCUCUACUACCUCUCUUUGCGGUGCUGUGUGGAAAUGACCAUGUUAACCUGCCCAUCAUGGACACAUUCAUAAGUAAAGUACGUCUACCCCUUAGUUCUAAGGGGCGGAGAUAUCACCGAGUCCUAGGACUUCUGAACUGGUUGUCUCGUUUUGAUGACCCCACUGAAGCACUAGAUAACGUUCUGAAGUCUCUCCCCAAAAAGAAUCGAGAAAAUGUUAAGGAACUUCUCUGCUGCUCCAUGGAGGAGUACCAGCAGUCCCAGGUGAAGCUGCAGGACUUCUUCCAGUAUGGUAGUCAUGUCUGUACGGACGCUUCGGAUCUGGGUUUACCAGAGUGGGUACUAGGAGCUCUGGCCAAAGGCCAGCUACCACCUUUCAUCAGUGAUGCUUUGGUGCUCCGAAGGACCUUUCUUCACACACAGGUAGAAAACAUGCAGCAACCAAAUGCUCACAGAAUAUCUCAGCCCAUCCGCCAAAUCAUCUAUGGACUCCUUUUGAAUGCCCCAUCACACGUAGAAGAUAUAUCCCAGAAUACAUUGCCUUCCCAGCUUCUGGCUUUCAAUGAAGUGGAAAGAAUUGAUACAAAUAUCAAAACAUCAACUGUUUAUGCAAAGCAACUACUUAAGGAUCAUUGCGACUUGAGCAAAUUGGCUGAGCUCCCCUUGGCUAGGCGGCAGAUGCUUCUCUUAGAAGCCCUGAAGGUCAAACAGGUUGUCCUGGAGUCCAUCCCUACUCUUCUGAAGUUGCCCAUUGCUGUGACUUGUUACUGGUUGCAGUCCACAGAAGCCAAGGCAAAGCUCCAUCAUCUGCAGGCCCUACUGCUGGGGAUGCUGAGGGAACCCUUCCAUGCUAUCGUCAACAGCCCUGGUAAUGAAGAUCCACAGAGAGGUGGUGCCAAGAUGUUGUAUGAAGAAUUACUCCAGGUGAAGGCACCCAUCGGGCGGGGUCCAAGAGUGGAUUUAGACACAGCGCAUGUCUUCUGUCAGUGGCAGUCCUGUCUCCAGAUGGGGUUAUAUCUCAACCAGCUGCUGUCCACUCCUCUGCCAGAGCCAAACCUAACUUGGUUGUACAACGGAAGCCUGGUCCACGGACUCUGCCAGCAACUGCUAGGAUCUAGUUCUGUAGAAAGCCUCCUGAGUCUAUGUCCUGAGGCAAAGCAACUUUAUGAACAUCUGUUCAAUGCCACAAAAUCAUAUGCCCCAGCUGAAUUGUUCUUACCAAAAACUAAAUCAAAAUCAAAAAAAAGGAGGCAGAAGAAAAAGGUUGCCAGCCUGGGAACCACUGCAGAUGCCAAGCACUGGUAUGACAGAAGCAACCGGUUUGGUCUGUUAAUGCCUGAAAGCUUGGAGGAGCAUGUAGAGAACUCAGACCUUGACUAAACAGUCUGUAGUACACAAGAUUUACAGUUCUAACUUGUAAAAUGUCUCUUACCUCACUUGAAGCUAAUUUUUCUUUAGGACUAAAGUUUAAGAGAUCAUCUUAAUACUAAGAUAUUUGUACAAUACUUUUAAUACAGCCUACUUUAAGAAAUGUCUGUAUUUAUUUAUAUGUGUGUUGGGGUGGAGAGCCAUGGUACUUGUGUGGAAGUCAGAGAGUACCUUGUGAGAGUUGGUUCUGACUCCAUCAUGUGGGCUCCAGGGUCACCCUCAGGUUGUCAGGCUUAGAAGCGCCUCACGGGCUCUGAGUCAUCUGUAGUUCUUCAGUGUGCUUUCACUCCUCAUGGUCCUUUUCAGCAAAGAGUAACACCUUAUAACCUUAAUGUUGCAUAUACUCAUAAUUUUCAUAAAAUCCAGUAGUAAUCAUUUUAUUUUAAAA